CCUACUCCUCCCAAAACACCACUCAUUGGCCCUGCUGCAUCGGGUCUGCUGGGCACUGUUUCCACCCAGCUUCUGAGCUGCUGCCUCAUGGGCUGUCAGGGAUGGGCGUCCCAUCCCGGGGGCUUUGCCUGACGGGGAUGGGCCAGGGUGGAAUGGGGAUUCUGGGAGUGCUACUGGGGGUGCUGAGCUUCCUGAGGGCUGUUCUGGGGGCCUCUUCCACCCUCCACUGGUACAACACCUCCUGUCACUUGGCCAGGCCCACCCCUGGCAGCCCCUUGGGGUCCCUAAGCUUCCUGGGCACAGAUGCCCAAGGACUGGCCCUGUUCCAUGCCCACUGGGAUGGGCACGGGAGGCCGCAGACAUGUAGCCGGCAGGACGAGCCAGAGCUCACCGCAGCUUUCAGGGCCCUCUGUGCCGGCGAGAUCACUCAGGGCUUCUUCAUCCACACCCCUGGCCCUGAGCUGCAGAGAGCCCUGGCCACCCUCCGGAGUCGGUGGGCGGCCUGCCGACCGACUGAGGGGAGUGCAGCAGGAGCGAGGGCGAAGCGAGCAGCAGGGCAGAGCGGAACGUCGCGGGUAGCGCGCCAGCGCGGGAAGAGAGGCUGGACCAUGCCCGGCACGCUGUGGUGCGGGGUCGGCGACUCCGCCGGGAACUCCACGGAGCUGGGGGUCUUCCGGGGCCCUGAUCUCUGCUGCCGGGAACACGACCGCUGCCCACACACCAUCUCGCCUUUUCAGUACGACUAUGGCAUCCGAAACUACCGAUUCCACACCAUCUCUCACUGUGACUGUGAUGCCAGGUUCCGGCAAUGCCUGCAGAAGCAGCGGGAUUCCAUCUCGGAUAUCGUGGGCGUGGCUUUCUUCAAUGUGCUGGAGAUCCCCUGCUUUGUGCUGGAGGAGCAGGAGGCCUGUGUGGCCUGGUACUGGUGGGGCGGGUGUAGAAUGUAUGGCUCCAUACCCUUCGCCCGCCUCCAGCCCAAGACCCCCUACAAUGCCUCCUGGAGCUCCCCAGCCAUCCCUCUGACUCCUAACCCCCAGAGUCCAGCUCCCAGCAAGUCACAACAGAAGCAGCACCCUCAGAAGUGGCCACCACAGCAAGAAGGGUCCCAGCACCCCAGCAAAGACAAUGCCACAGCCCUCCGGGCCACCAUGACCUCCCCUAUGCCUGAUGUGGCUCCCACAACUAGGCUGGAUGUCAUCCAUUCAGGCCUUCAGGGGCCACAAGGUGUCCUAAAACCUCAGGGCACCCGCCAGGCCUGCCAAGGCUUUCGCCACCUGGACCAGUGUGAAUAUCAAAUUGGGCCCCAGGAGACCAAGUUCCAGCUGCUCAAUGGCGCUCCAGAGCCCCUCUUCCUCUGCAGCUGCACGCACCGACUAGCACGAUUCCUGAGGCACCACAGCCCACCCACAGGUGCCAACGUGCUUUUGGACCUGCUGGGCACCACCUGCUUCAAGCUGGCCCCUCCACUGGACUGUGCUGAGAGCAAAGAUUGUUCCAGGGGCCCUAGGGCCAUCAAGGUGUCAGCUCGGCACUUGUGGCGACUUCGGCAGAGGACACUCUGGAGUACAGGCAGAAAUGAGGGGCAGGCAUGGCCUUCGAAGCACCUGAGGACCCCCAUGUCAUUCUAUGACUGGUGCCUGCGACUGACCGAGGUGGCUGGAGGACCCAAAGAGCAGCAGAAAUCCUGGAACCAGUGACCUCAGUUCCAGCUUUCAUGAGCACCAGAGUGGACCUUGCCCUUGGCUUUGCUAGGCCCUGGGGGUCUCAGCCUCCUCUCCAUGUGUUACACUGAAGCAUGGCACAGGCUCUUGUGACAGCCAGGAGGCUGGAUUGGGAAGAGGGGCCCAAGGCCCAAAAGCUGGACCAUGUCUCCUGGUCUGCUGUGUGAUCUUGGGCUGGUGAUACAACCCUUCCGUGCUUGGACAUGGCAUUCAGGAGGCUUGUGCAGAUGCCUGGGACUUGGACCUUGCCAGGGAAGGAACUUCACUGCGGACGGGAAUGGGGAGGGAGUAACUAAUGCAGUAGCCUCAGGCGACACUAGGAGAAGGUGCACAUAAGCUCAUGUUGCAAAGUGAAUGCACGUCUCAGAGGCCUGCCCAGGGGCACCUGAGUGCCUGCCUGCUGAGGCCUGAGCCAGCAGGUAGGGAACGAAGGAUGCCACAGAAGUGCCUGUGUCAGAAUCGAAGAUGGGGUGCACUAGGGAGGGACUUCCCAACUCCCUCCCCCUGGGGGACUCCUUCUCUUAAUAGCUGUUGUGCCCUUCCGGGCCUAGCCCUGGCCCACUAUUUCUGCACUAAACCUCACUUCAAAUCUC
Molecule: messenger RNA, 2314 nt
Organism: Phyllostomus hastatus (greater spear-nosed bat)
Lineage: Eukaryota; Metazoa; Chordata; Mammalia; Chiroptera; Phyllostomidae
Gene: PLA2G3
Product: phospholipase A2 group III
Exons: 7
Coding region: 102-1697 (531 amino acids)
Biological process (GO): arachidonate secretion; phospholipid metabolic process
Molecular function (GO): A2-type glycerophospholipase activity
Source: RefSeq, a predicted model, not a curated record